AUGGCAAGUUCAAAACCUGCAAGACUGAAGGUGAUUCUAGGAGAGAGCAACACUGAAAAACUGACUCUUCCAAAUGGCAUACCAGAUUCUCUGGAUGAUCUUCUCAGCAAGGUGAAGGAUACCUUUGGUUUAAAGACCAACAUCAGACUGCAAUAUAUGGACAAAGACUUUGGUAAUGACUUCUUCAACCUCAGCUCAACUUCUGACCUUGAGGACUUGGGAACAGUCAAGGCGUCAGGAGGUGUGAAUGAAGAACCUGGCAUAGAGGAUUUCAAGGACAGAUGGCCUGCCCUGUUCCAACAGAAAGAGAUUAAUGCGGAGUUCCUGAGACUCAUGGCUCUUCCCCUUGAGCAGACUUUCUUUGCCCAGUUGGACAGGCUCUCAAGUCAGCUGAUUAAAGUCAUCAAAGCCAAGGGAGGAGCAACACGUGCAAAAAUAGCUGGAAUCAUGAGAAUCUAUGAUGAGGUGGAGGACAUUGGGAUUCGAAGGGAAUGUGUUCUGAAAGGGCUCAUCACCUUUCUUGGAGAGGAUCCAGAAGACCUUAUUAAGGAAUACAGUGGCAGCUGUGGAGAUGAUGCCCAGUGGAUCUCAAACAACUCACCCCUGGCAAUGUUUGUGAUUCGGAAGAAGGGAGAGGGAUUGGAAGAAAUCCCCAGAAGACAUUGGCAUUGUCAUUGA
Poeciliopsis prolifica (blackstripe livebearer) is the source of this 678-nucleotide messenger RNA. RefSeq lists its product as uncharacterized. The record is from RefSeq and is a predicted model, not a curated record. The coding region runs from base 1 to 678 and encodes 225 amino acids. Gene Ontology annotation, molecular function: protein binding. The transcript is spliced from 5 exons. NCBI's taxonomy places the organism in Eukaryota, Metazoa, Chordata, Actinopteri, Cyprinodontiformes, Poeciliidae.